AUGUCUAACAUUCACACUGCAACCAACAGCCUGAAGAAGUUGUCAAAUUAUUUGCAUUCCCUCUCCCAAACUCCUCACAGGCUUAGGAAAAGAAUGCUUGCCACUUGGACCCCAGACCAAGAAUUCAACCAAGUGAGGCAAAGGUCUGGUGCUGACAUGAAGAGGAAGCUCAAGUGGUAUGAUCUAGUUGCUCUUGGCAUUGGAGGAAUGCUUGGUGUUGGUGUCUUUGUCACAACUGGUUCUGUUGCCCUUCAUCACUCUGGUCCUUCAGUCUUUAUUUCCUAUAUCAUAGCAGGAAUUUCAGCCCUUCUCUCUUCCUUGUGUUACACUGAAUUUGCUGUUCAAGUCCCAGUUGCAGGAGGAGCUUUCAGUUAUAUAAGAUUAACCUUUGGAGAAUUCUUGGGAUAUUUUGCUGGGGCAAAUAUAUUAAUGGAGUAUGUGUUCUCAAACGCUGCCGUAGCAAGGAGCUUUACAGAAUAUUUCAGCAUUGCGUUUGGAGAAAAUGAUCCAAAUGUGUGGAGAGUGGAAGUCCAUGGAUUGCCCAAGGAUUAUAACAUGUUGGAUUUUCCCGCUGUGGCUCUUAUUCUUCUUCUCACUCUCUGCUUGUGCCAUAGUACAAAGGAAAGCUCCUUAUUGAACCUCAUUAUGACAGCCUUCCAUGUAAUUUUCUUUGGAUUCAUCAUAGUCGCUGGUUAUUGCAAUGGAAGUGCCACAAACUUAGUUAAUCCCAAAGGACUAGCUCCUUUUGGUGUUAGAGGUGUUCUUGAUGGAGCAGCAAUAGUCUACUUCAGUUACAUAGGCUAUGACUCAGCUUCAACUAUGGCCGAGGAGGUCAAAGAUCCUUUUAAGAGCCUACCCAUUGGAAUUGUGGGAUCAGUUCUCAUAACCACUUUGCUUUAUUGCCUAAUGGCCCUGUCUCUGUGCAUGAUGGUUCCUUACAACAAGAUAUCAGAGAAAGCAUCAUAUUCAGUAGUUUUUCUCAAAAUUGGUUGGAGUUGGGCGAGCAACCUUGUUGGGGCUGGAGCAAGUUUAGGUAUAGCGGCUUCUCUCUUGGUUGCCAUGUUAGGCCAAGCAAGAUACCUUUGUGUCAUAGGAAGGGCACGGCUGGUGCCAACUUGGUUAGCCAAAGUACAUCCUUCAACAGGCACCCCAUUGAAUGCAACAGUCUUUUUGGGAUUUUGCACAGCAUUUAUUGCGCUUUUCACUGAGCUUGACAUUAUAAUUGAGUUGAUCAGCAUCGGCACACUGUUGGUGUUCUACAUGGUAGCCAAUGCUCUUAUAUACCGUCGCUAUGUAAUCACUAGUCAUACCCCACCAUUGCACACUCUCUUGUUCCUCUUUCUCCUUUCUCUAAGUGCACUAUGCUUCUCCAUGGCGUGGAAAUUCAAGCAGCAAUGGUGGGGUCUACUUCUCUUUGGUGGGUUCAUGAUCACCAUCACAGCCUUCUUCCAACACAUUGUGCCUAAUACUAGUAACCUUGCCCAAGAUAAUAAUGCUCAACAUUGGUCGGUGCCAUUCAUGCCAUGGCCUCCAGCCAUGUCCAUCUUUCUUAAUGUUUUCCUUAUGACUACACUAAAAAUCCUCUCUUUCCAACGAUUUGCCAUAUGGGCAUGCUUCAUUACCAUCUUUUAUGUGCUCUACGGUGUUCACUCUACUUAUCAAGCGGAGGAGAUUGAGAUGGGUGGUGUUAAUGAAGUGAAUUCAAGUGUACAGAGCUUACAAACUAAGGUAGAAAUUCAAGUGUGA
This is a messenger RNA of Abrus precatorius (Indian licorice), 1746 nucleotides long. RefSeq names its product cationic amino acid transporter 6, chloroplastic-like. The record is from RefSeq and is a predicted model, not a curated record. Gene Ontology annotation, biological process: amino acid transport; transmembrane transport. Gene Ontology annotation, cellular component: plasma membrane. The coding region runs from base 1 to 1746 and encodes 581 amino acids. Gene Ontology annotation, molecular function: amino acid transmembrane transporter activity. NCBI's taxonomy places the organism in Eukaryota, Viridiplantae, Streptophyta, Magnoliopsida, Fabales, Fabaceae. The transcript has 5 exons.